Molecule: messenger RNA, 1900 nt
Organism: Myotis davidii
Lineage: Eukaryota; Metazoa; Chordata; Mammalia; Chiroptera; Vespertilionidae
Gene: TRIM55
Product: tripartite motif containing 55
Exons: 9
Molecular function (GO): zinc ion binding
Source: RefSeq, a predicted model, not a curated record
UAAUGAUUUUCAAGGUAUAUUUUCACCUGAGAUGAUAUGAUCAUGCUACUUGGAUAACUCACUUUCUAAAUUCUCAAGACAGAAAUGGCAUUCAUUAUACAGUUAUACUCUUGCCUGGGCUGCAUUUUUCCCGGUCCUGGAGAAACCCGUCACCAUGUCCUUACCAAAGACUCACAGAGGGCAGGGCUCUGUGAGUCCUCGGCAUACUCAUUCGCAUUUGUUGUUGACAACUGUCUGCUUCAACCUCCUUCUCCUCACAACCCCGUCUAAAUGGAGUGUGUAAUCCUCCUUCCCACUCACUCUUUUCACUCCCUGGGGUAGGAAUGUUGGCUCCUGUUCUCUGUCACCUGUCAGAAUCUGUCCUCCUGUCACUGGCUUAUAUGGACAAGUCAGCCUUCUGUCACGUGACCCCAGCUGCUAAAAACAGCCCCAGCUCCCACUCCAAACCUGGGCCUGAAACAAUGUCCUCCACCAAAAGAAACAUGAAGGACACUUGAUCACACAAUCCUUGGAAUUAUUUCCAGGAAACCCUUGUAGAGACCAUUCGGAGCACCCCUUCCCUGGCGGUGCACACCGUGACGGCUAGGAGAUGAGCGCAUCUUUGAAUUAUAAGUCUUUUUCCAAAGAGCAGCAGACCAUGGACAACUUGGAGAAGCAACUCAUCUGUCCCAUCUGCUUGGAGAUGUUCACGAAGCCUGUGGUCAUUCUUCCCUGUCAGCAUAACUUGUGUAGGAAAUGUGCCAGUGAUAUCUUCCAGGCCUCUAACCCGUACUUGCCCACAAGAGGAGGCACCACGGUGGCAUCAGGAGGCCGAUUCCGCUGCCCAUCCUGUAGGCAUGAAGUGGUUUUGGACAGACAUGGGAUAUAUGGACUUCAGAGGAACCUGCUGGUGGAAAAUAUCAUUGACAUCUACAAGCAGGAGUCCACCAGACCAGAAAAGAAGUCUGACCAGCCCAGGUGUGAGGAGCAUGAAGAAGAGCGCAUCAACAUCUACUGUCUAAACUGCGAGGUGCCCACCUGCUCUCUGUGUAAGAUCUUUGGGGCACACAAGGACUGCCAGGUGGCUCCCCUCACUCACGUGUUCCAGAGGCAGAAGUCUGAGCUCAGUGAUGGCAUUGCUGUCCUUGUGGGAAGCAAUGAUCGAGUCCAGGGAGUGAUCAGCCAGUUGGAGGACACCUGUAAAACUAUUGAGGAAUGCUGCAAAAAACAGAAACAGGAACUUUGUGAGAAGUUUGAUUACCUAUAUGGCAUCCUGGAGGAGAGGAAGAAUGAGAUGACCCAAGUCAUUACCCGAACUCAAGGGGAAAAACUGGAACAUGUCCGUGCUCUGAUCAAAAAGUAUUCUGAUCAUUUGGAGAAUGUAUCAAAGUUGGUCGAGUCAGGAAUCCAGUUCAUGGAUGAGCCAGAAAUGGCAGUGUUUCUGCAGAAUGCCAAAACCCUAUUACAAAAAAUUUCUGAAGCAUCGAAGGCAUUUCAGAUGGAGAAAAUAGAGCAUGGUUAUGAAAACAUGAACCACUUCACAGUCAACCUCAAUAGAGAAGAGAAAAUAAUACGUGAAAUUGAUUUUUACAGAGAAGAGGAAGAGGAAGAAGAAGAAGAAGGAGAGGGAGAAGUAGAAGAGGAAGGAGGAGGAGACAGAGAGGAAGAAGUACAAGAAGAAGACGAAGUAAAAAUCGAAGAGGUAGAACAAGUUGGAACAGAGCCAUCAGAAGAAGGUGAAAGUCUGGAGAAAGCCUUGGAGCCCUCUCAGCUGGCCUCAGAGGUCCAGGCUGCCCCAGCAACACUUCCUGUUUCCUCUCCAGAGCCAUCUCCAGCCCUGCGACCUGCUGCAGAUGCCCCAGUGACACAGGGGGAGGUUGUAUCCACUGGCUCUCUGCAGGCCACAGAGUCUGAAACUCAC